Molecule: messenger RNA, 7643 nt
Organism: Diorhabda sublineata
Lineage: Eukaryota; Metazoa; Arthropoda; Insecta; Coleoptera; Chrysomelidae
Exons: 3
Coding region: 169-531 (120 amino acids)
Biological process (GO): negative regulation of cAMP-dependent protein kinase activity
Cellular component (GO): cytoplasm; nucleus
Molecular function (GO): cAMP-dependent protein kinase inhibitor activity
Source: RefSeq, a predicted model, not a curated record
UUUGUUGUGUGUGUGUUUAUUUUGUAUAUACAUACAGUUGCAGAUAAUACUACUAUCGCAAUUGUAAUUAUUGGAAAUUACAGUAAAUUAGUUUAAAAUACGUCAAGUGAUUUUUAAGCAUUUGCACAUGGUAGGUGACGUUUUGUAGUGUCAAAUAAUCUAAUAAUAAUGCAGCAAAGAAACUCGGUUUUGUGUUUAAGUUCCAAAGCGAAUACUCAAAUAAAACGUGAUCGAAAAAAGAGAUUUACAAGAAAAUCAGUAUUAAAAAUGUUAGCAGUGAUGGAUCAAUCUCAAAACGCUCCGGGUCCAAGUAAUUCAAAUCAUCAAGUUUCCGCGCCAACUCCAGAAGAACCGGAAGUCGCCGAAAAGGAUUUCCAUUCUUCAGGUCGAACCGGCAGGAGAAAUGCUUUACCAGACAUUUUAAGUCAACAUGCCGUUGUAUCCAGCGCCGAUUUAUCAUCAAAACUUCAAGGUUUAACAACAAACGAUAACAGCGAAUCGUCGGACAAACCAAGUACUAGUAAAAGCUGAAAUAAUUAAUUAAAAACACCGGAAAAUCGGUAAAAUUUCCACUUGAAUUUUGUAUGUUUUUCUAAAAAAAAAACCCAAAUUAAAGAACGGUUAUUCAUUUUGGAGAAAAAAAUUGUUGUUGAGUAGAUACUCAGAAAAAGUAGGAAGUUUAAGGUUAAAAGGAAAAUACAUUAAAUAUUUUGUAAUAGGAGUGGAUUAAAUUUUAUUAUUAUAGUGCGUGAAAUAUCCCAACGUUAAAUUAAGGACGUUCCCAAAUGUGAUUCGUGCUCAAUUUAUUCAACGCUUAACUCAAUGUCAAUAAUUUGAAUUAUAAUUGAUAAAGGUCCGCGAUUUAUUGGGCACCGUUAUCUCGGAGCACGACUCCGAACGACGAUCUUCCGAUGUGAAAAAGUUUAUCUGCGAUAGAAUGUGACGUCAUCAACGCCGUUGCAACGUUAUAAACCUCUAUAAAGAUUGGUUAGGUUAAAUUUACCGUACGGCGCCAAAUCUUUUGAUACGUUCGCAUUCUAUCGCAAAAUGUCGUAGGUUAAAUGAAACAAAACAUUUUGGGAUAGAAUGCGACGUCAUCAAUACAGUUUGCGACGCAAGGAAACGGCGUCGAAUUAAUAAUCAGGAGUGUGUUCCAAGGUCAUGCUGGAGCCCAUAUUUUUUGCGAUCGGAUUCAAAAAAAUGUUAAAUGAAAGGAGACAUUUUGCGAUAGUGUUAGCGCCUAACCUAAACAGUCUUUAAAAAAUAAAAAAUAUGAAGGAGAAGUUUUGCUCCAAAAGGUGGGAUUUUACCUCAAUAAAGUUUCGAUUUGCUCAAAAAUUGUUAUUUUAUCGAUGGAUACUUUGGCUUCAGACAUUUUUUGACGUAUUUACAGAAAGGCAUUAACUAUUUUGAUUCUGUCUGUCGCAAAAUGUCUCAUUUCUUUUAACCUCUGAAAGGGGACAUUUCGCGAUAAAAUGCGACACCAUCAAUACUGUUUGUGACGCACAGAAAGUGCGUCAAAUCAAUAGUCGUGACUGUGGCGAGGGUUAAAUAGAACGAGACAUUUUAGUAUAGAAUGCGACACUAUCAAAAAGUGUACGUUCCAGCGUUACCUUGGAACACACAUCGGCGACGUCGCAAAAUGAUCUGAUGAUGUCGUUAUCUAUCCCGAAACGUUCGCAAUUGAAAUUUUUUAAAUCGGAAUAUCGUCGUGCUCCAAAAUAACGGAUUGGUUGGAAUCAUUGUUCACAAACAAAAACUUUCGUUAGUGACUAGAUCGAUACUAUUGAUGUCAAUUAUUCGACCCUGUAUAUACCCCUUUUGACCCGAACCUCAUAUAUUGCAUCGUGUAUGUCGCUAUCUUAUGUAAUAUCCCUACCAGUAUACUAAUCAUCAUUAAAAUUCUUUUAUGGCCCACAGUUUUUACAAUCAGCGUUCAUUUUUUUCUCUGUAAAAGUCUCAGGGAGAUACGAUUCGCCCCGUAUAUUUUUCCCGCCAGCCGGUGACCUCACGCGUUAAGUAGUAUAUUUUCCCGCCGAUGAUUCUUCGCCCGAACUGCCCCGCGUCGACGCGAUAAGAAUUGGCGCGAUCUUUGAACGGUGGUUGGCCCAAGAGUAGCAUCCUCUACUAAUGUAUCAAAUUCUAGAAUAUAAUUGGUAACGUCUGAAUUUGACGUAUGUAGCUACGUGUGACCCUGUCAAUUGUAGUAAUUAAGGGAUAUACAGGACUUCACCAACUUGGUUUUUUUAUUCUAUACAUCAAAAUUGUUGCUUAAAUAAAAAUAAAUGUUCGCUUUGUGUUGCUCGCGCUUAAAACAAAAAAUAUAUUUUUCUACAGUCGACUAAUUACUAUAUUGAAGCGGUGUCUUUGUCCGCUUCUUCCUUUUUCUUUUUUUUCCGGAUUUUGGGUUGGGAUUGUCUCGCUUUGUUAUUGCUUCUUUUGGUGCGUGCCCUAAGCGAGCAUGACCUAAGAUAAUAAAAACUAUUAUAUUAUAAUUACUAAUAGUGCGACUGUAGAAAAAAUCAUGUUUUUUUCGAGUGUAAAGUAUAAUUGCCUCUCUCAAAAAUCGUCGCGCUCCGCAUCGCGUGCUAACAUUCUUUGUUAAGCGAAAAUCUGUUACUUUAGGCUCUAAAUACACAAAUGACUAUUACACUCCCAUCCUUUUAUCUAUUUUUACUAAUUAUAUGAUGAAAUGUCAAGUAAAAAACAAUUUAAACACUCAUAAAUCGCUGUAUAAUGUAAUUUUUUUUCUUGUGAAAUUAUUAUUUAUUGUUAUUUAUUAUAUUUGUUAAAAUGUCGAAAUCGAGCUACAUUGAAACAAGUUAUGAUUCAAACAAUGUCAUAUGUCAAAUUAAUUCAAGAAACAAAAAGAAGUUUUUUAAGAUUCAGUUGAUAUAGGUUACAUGUGGGAAAGUUAAGUUACGUUGCCGGUAUUUUUUUCUGUAAUAUGUAGUUGUCAACUAGAAAAGUAUAGAAACAAAAAUAAUUUCAGAAAGUUACGAUAAAAAAAUAUAAAUAGAAAGUUUCGAUAACAUAAAUAAACCUAAAGACAGUUCUAUUCUUAACGUCACAUUCGUGAGCGUUCUGUCAUAUGUAGGGGUCAACCUAUAGGAAUAAAAAAUCCCAUAAUGUCAAAUAUAUUCGAAAAAGAAGAAGAAAUAGACAGGUUCAAAGGUACUAGAUCAUUCUGUCCCGUUUGUUUUCUUCGCUUCCAAAAAAGUUGGGUCAAGUUUUUUCCGUCAAAUGUAGCUGACAAUCUAUCGGAAUAAAGGAUCGCUUAAUGUCAAAUUUAUUCAAAAAAGAAGAAGUAGACAAGUUCGAAGGUUCUAGAAGAAAAAUGGACCAUAUAUACAAGUCCUGUGUUCCGUUUAUAUUCUUAGCAUCCAAAAAAGUUGGGUUAAGUUACUAGUUUUUUCCGUCAUAUGUAGCUGUCAUUCGGAAUAAAGGAUCGCCUAAUGUCAAAUUUAUUCGAGAAAGAAGAAGAAAUAGAACGUUCCAUUGUCUUGAUGAUGACUUAUUGAUAAUAAAAUAAUUUCAGAAAGAUCUCAAUUUAGUCUGGAAACAAAUGGAAAUAUUGUUGAACACACUAUCUGUCACAUGUUACUGUCAACGAGGAACGUCUGAAAAAAGUAUUUUGCAUAAUGUCAAAUUAAUUCGAGAAAGAAGAAGAAAGUUACUAGGGCUCUUAAUUAUAAACCAUCUUGCUGACUGUGAGUUCAGAAGACUUUCAAUUUGCUACUAAAGCGCCAUUUUAAUUCGCACUUUUUUAUACAAUUACAUGGUCCUUAUUAUCUCUACAUUUCAUAGGUAAAAUCUAGAUCUUUCUGUGGACGCGUCAUUUUUUCGAAAUGAUACUGUAAGUAGAAAGUGAUACUUUCAAUUUAAGUGGUAUCUCUUGAAUCGACGUUUACGUGGAUUUUUUUACAUGUAAUCAAAAUAACACAUCACUCACUAAGUCGUGUGACCUAAGAAAAACAUUCUUUUGCCAAAAAUCGAUUUUAUUCAUCAACUCUAACUUCUAGAUUCCGUGCUGGUUGAAGAAUUUAUCUUUUGCUUCAAAAUAGGCUUCACUUUCAGCAAUUGCCUCUUCAUUUCUCAUCGGCGAACAUUUUUUGAGAUCAGCGAAUAGCCAGUAGUCACUGGGGACUAAAUCUGUUUUAUAAGACACCUACUUUGUAAAAAGCUUUCUAAUGGUCAAAUGUUCAUGCCUUCUGACAUCUUUACGGCCUCAUCUAUCUCACGCAAAUACUUUUGAAGCCAUUGCUGAGCUUCUUCAGUAUUUUUUUUUAUUAACAAGCAAUGAUAAAUUAAUAUUUGAAUAUAACAAAAUUAGUUUCACUUAAAUGGCUGUCACUUUUUUCUGACUGAUAGAAAUGUCAUGAAAUUUGACACAUAGUCUUUUGAAAGUUGGUACUUCAUAAACGUCAUAUGAUUUUGACAAUGACAGCGCCAUAUGUGUGUCAAACACACGAGUUAUUCAUUGAUGUUAUAGUAGAUUAGAAUAUACUCAAUUUACAUGUGGUAUAAUAUUUAGUUAGAAGGGAAUUUUUGUAACGGAAAAAAUUAGUAAUAUUUGAAUGGCGAAAUUUUGUGUAACCAUUCCAAAUCGCUUAUUUCAAAGUAGCUAGAUACACAAUGGUAUUUAAAAAAAAUGAAACAAUGUGCAAUUACACUAAAUUACUCAUUAUAUGCGAAAUUUUUGUAUGAUGCGUUUUUCCAAACAAGAUUUAAUUCAUACAUUUUUUGUUUUCGGUUUUAUAAUUAUUUAAUUUUGAUUGUCAACGUGAUUUCUCUUGGUGUGCUUCUCUAAAAUGUUAAAACACGAAAUAAUUGAUUAAAUGUAUCCAAAACUAGCACUCGAUACAACGUCUUAUUCACAAUCACUUAUUUGUAAUCAGAACAGUUUUAAGAAAAAAUGUCGUUUUACCCUGGGGAAGCUCUGAAAUUUCCUUCUUUUUCUAAAAAAUCCGAACUAAAUGAACCCACCCCUAAUAUAAAAUACAUUCAAAUUCCAUACAACCUUACCCCAAAAGACAAAAAAGACAAUCGUACACAUCCAAAUACUCCACUAUUAAGGGCCAAUUACACCCUCGUUAAUGCACGAAAUAAAUCCACCGAAGGUGGAAAAUCAAUUUUUAAAAAACUUUAUUUAUUACUUUACACUUAAAAAACUCCUGACAAUAAAAUUUACGUUUUCUUAUAUGACAACUGACUGACUGACUAAUUAACAUGUCUCUUUUAUUUAUACAUAGUGUGUAUGUUAUGAUAAGCGAAAUUUUAUAGUGUCGUCAGCUUCUUCUAUAUGGGGUUCUUGGAAAUGAGUGCCAUAACUCCUCCCUCCUGAAGUUUCAGCUUCCAUGGGGUGCAGCUAAGGAAGGUGAACAUCUUCGGAUUGAUUUUCUUGGAUUGGGUUUUUGCGUCGAAUUAUUUUAAGGGCCCAGUAUAAACAUAGAAAGAUUAGGAGACAAUAAAUUAUUAUCGUCCAAGUGCUUGGAAUAUAGGGAGGUGUAUAAUUCUUAAAAUUUGGAGUAUUUCUGAAAAUUCUUUCUCGGAGGGUGUUGAGGUCAUCUAAGUCUAUUUUUGGAAGGCUAAAAUUGGGAAUCUUGUUAAUGACAUUUUCAUGAUUGGGUAUGUACAAUCUUGGGAUAAAAAUGGCUUCUAUCGGGCCAUUAUUUAUUAUAGCUUCAGAAUCCAUGGUAAUUUGACAGGAUGUUGGGAUAGUGGCUAGGUAGGUACCAAUGUAGUUGAGGAUUUCUUCUUGUUGGUGACAGCUUAAUCGGAUGUUUGUGUUCUUGGGAAGGACGACGAUCCACUGGUUUGAUUCUUCGAGUCUUUUCGAUAAUAUUUGAGAGUUACUUAGGAGCAUCUGACGGCAGGUGGAAGUGGUCUUGAGAUUUAGAAGUUGAACUUCACAUGGACUGUUGGAGUCAACUCGAUGUAGGUUCAUCUCUUGACACAUAUAUUCUUGUCUAGCUAAUUUUACGCAUGGUUCGUCCAAAAGUUUGGAGUAGUAGUAGUACAAUUCAUUUUUUAAUAGAAAUUUAUUUUGAGGAAUGAUAACCUUCUUCUGUAGAUUCGAGUAAGUUUACAUAACUGCAAAGUAAGUUCAAAAUGUAUAAGCACUUAUCGUAAAAUGAUUGUGGGCUUUCAUUAGAACUUUGUCUUAGCAUUACAAGAUCCCUAUUGAGACAUAAUUCAUCUCGCUGAUCCGAGAAAUUUCUCAUCAAGACAUCUUUCAAUUCGUUCCAAGAAUUACAUGUUUGGAUAUUAAUUACUGUCUUAGCUUCACCCUUUAUUUUUGCUAUUAUCGAAUUCAACAAAUAAACAUUUUGGAAAUUAUUAGGAUUAGUUCUAUCAAUGAAAUUGCUUAUGAGUGAUUCGCUAACAGAAAUAAAUCUAUUCAAGUCAUUUGGAUUUCCGUCAAAAUCAGGAAUACAAUUUGAAUAUUCCCAUUUGAUAGAUUGUACCGCCAUAUCUAUUUGAUUAUUUACUGUACUAUUUGAAUUUGUCGGGUUAGAAUCAGUAGUGGUUUCUAAUAAUAAAUUAUUCCAAUGCUCGAGUUAGUUCGUUAAUAGUUACUUCAGAAUUCAUAAAUUGUACUUACAGAACAUAAAGGAUGAUUUUAAACAUGCCUUAUUAGCUAUGAGAACUCACGACAGAAUUCUCGCAGAUUUUGGGCAAUAUGCGUCCCAGAUCUCGUUGAAUAGUUGGUAGCGGCUUGAACAGAUCCUCAGUGGAUGGAAGAGACCAAAGAUAUGGUAACUCACUGCACAAAUAUACUCUACAAUAAUUCAGCAAAUGUAGCUCAGUGUUCGAUUUAUUUCGGUAAAUAGUUAAAACGAAAUCGCACAUACGAUAUGUUCGACCCGAAAAAUCCUACUGACUGCGCCAAAUAAAUCACCGAAGGUGGAAAAUCAAUUUUUAAAAAACUUUAUUACUUUACACUUAAAAAACUCCUGACAAUAAAAUUUACGUUUUCUUAUAUGACAACUGACUAAUUAACAUAUCUCUUUUAUUUAUACAUAAUGUGUAUGUUAUGAUAAGCGAAAUUUUAUAGUGUCGUCAGCUUCUUCUGUAUGGGGUUCUUGGAAAUGAGUGCCACAACUCGCGUAUGAAUCAUGCUAAAAAUACUUUUUUCUCCCCUCGGGUUUCUACUAGAUAAACAUUUUCCUAAAGACCCAAGUAAAAAUUUCCCUAUUUCGGCUGCUAGCUAUGACGUACAAAGGAUUCACUGAAAAUGAUCUGGUCCAUCUAGAUAAUUCUCCUAUCGCCAUCAGUGAAACGACACCCAGUAAAAUUUCUUAUCAAUUAGAAGUGAAAUAUGAUAAUAUCAACAUAUCAAGUAAAAUCUGUUUUUCGUUAUUCCACUAGUGGAUAAAACGGCACUUUAUAGGGUUGUCAGGUGAUUGUGGAUAAACAAUAUAAUGGCAUUAAGACGUAUUAUAUUAAGUUGAAGAAAACAUCGGAAAUAAAAAUUUUUAAAAAAUAAAUGAACACAUUGUACAGAUUCUGUUUAUAUUUUUAUUCGUUGUGUUUGAAAUUAUUUAUUUUUUUAAUUGAAGAACGGCCUUGAUUCUCACAGUUGUAUUCAACGAUAAUUGUGAUAUUAUUUUAAUUAUUUAUUAAAUUUCACUUUUAGCGCA